This is a messenger RNA of Pezoporus occidentalis (night parrot), 796 nucleotides long. RefSeq names its product hemoglobin subunit rho. Gene Ontology annotation, cellular component: haptoglobin-hemoglobin complex; hemoglobin complex; blood microparticle. Gene Ontology annotation, molecular function: oxygen carrier activity; oxygen binding; peroxidase activity. The record is from RefSeq and is a predicted model, not a curated record. Bases 187 to 741 code for a protein of 184 amino acids. Gene Ontology annotation, biological process: oxygen transport; hydrogen peroxide catabolic process. NCBI's taxonomy places the organism in Eukaryota, Metazoa, Chordata, Aves, Psittaciformes, Psittacidae. The transcript has 3 exons.
CUGUCGCAGGCCAUGGGGUGACCCGUUCCUGCCUGUGGUCAGCAGGGCAGGGCAGGAGAUAAGAGGGAGCCGCGUCCUGAGCCCAGUGAUCGAGUGCCGGGGCUGUCCCUGCAGACCACACCUCGCACGGACCCGACCCCAUGGAGGGACCGACCCCCCGCGGGGACCCCCAGCGCGCCCCAGCCAAUGGCCCCACGGGGAGGAGCUGCUCCAGGGGAUAAAAGCCUGCGUGGGGUCCGCAGCGCAGCCACGGGUCCGUGUCCUCCUCCUGCCGCCGCCGCAGCCUCCGCCGCCACCAUGGUGCACUGGACAGCCGAGGAGAAGCAGCUCAUUGCCAGCCUCUGGGGCAAGGUCAACGUGGAGGAAUGCGGAGCCGAGGCCCUGGCCAGGCUCCUGAUCGUCUACCCCUGGACACAGAGGUUCUUUGACAACUUCGGGAACCUGUCCAGCCCCACGGCCAUCAUCGGCAACCCCAAGGUCCGUGCCCACGGCAAGAAGGUGCUCACCUCCUUCGGGGAGGCCGUCAAGAACCUGGACAACCUGAAGGCGACCUACUCCAGGCUGUCGGAGCUGCACUGCGAGAAGCUGCACGUGGACCCCGAGAACUUCAGGCUCCUGGGAGACAUCCUCAUCAUCGUGCUGGCCGCACACUUCACCAAGGACUUCACCCCUGCCUGCCAGGCCACUUGGCAGAAGCUGGUCGGUGUGGUUGCCCAUGCUCUGGCCUACAAGUACCAUUAAACCCCCCGCAGGGCGAUGUGGCUGUGACAGUCAAUAAAACCCCACAAUUUCUGCA